Messenger RNA from Elaeis guineensis (African oil palm), 1228 nucleotides. RefSeq names its product LOB domain-containing protein 15. The record is from RefSeq and is a predicted model, not a curated record. Lineage: Eukaryota; Viridiplantae; Streptophyta; Magnoliopsida; Arecales; Arecaceae.
AUUUCUCUAUAUCUUUCUACCUUUUUCUUUCUUCUAAGCUUCCUCUUUUGUGGUCAUCUAUGAUAGCAGCUUAGGCCUACUUUCCCCUAAAUAACUUGCCUUUCAAGUACUCCUUUCUUUCUUCAUAUUCCAUCUCUCUCUCUCUCUCUCUCUCUCUCCAUUGACAAGGAGCAUGCCUGAAUGUCCACAGCAAGGGAGAGGGCUGAUGAAGUAGGCAAGAAGAUCAAGAGGGAACCCGAUGUUCCCGAUCGCAUGGCACGCCGUCACCUGCUAGGUCCGGUGGGAGCCCUGAACACCAUCACUCCAUGCGCCGCUUGCAAGCUCUUGAGGAGGCGAUGCGCCCAAGAAUGCCCUUUCUCUCCUUAUUUCUCCCCUCAUGAGCCCCAAAAGUUUGCUUCAGUUCAUAAAGUAUUUGGUGCAAGCAACGUCUCCAAGAUGCUAAUGGAGGUUCCCGAGAGUCAGAGGGCCGACGCGGCCAACAGUCUUGUCUAUGAAGCGAAUGUGAGGCUGAGGGACCCUGUCUAUGGGUGCAUGGGGGCGAUCUCGGCGUUACAACAGCAGGUCCAGGCCUUGGAGGCGGAGCUCGCAGCGGUGAGAGCUGAGAUAUUGAAGUACAAGUAUAGGUCUGCUGGUGCUACCGUCCUCCCCUCAUCUCAUGCUGCAGCCCUUCUAGCCUCCUCUGGGGAGGUCUCAUUUGGUGCACCGCUGCCGCCCAUCGCAGCUCGAACAGCCCCUCCUCCAGCUCCUGCUUCGUCUUCUUCCUCCAUGUACACCGCUGCAUCGAGCUCCACGGACUACAGCUCCACCACAAAUGAAAAUGUUCCAUACUUCGGCUAAAGACUUGGAUUUUAUUGAGUCAUGAACCAUUUGGAAUAAAGGAAGAAGGAAAUAUUGGUUGGCUGGAGGACUACCAUUUGGAUUACAGACUUGGUUGAUGGUUAGAAGCUCAUACUCACCUAGAACUUGUUAAAUUGUGCGUUUUGAUUAUCUGAUGCCUUAGAUUUCUUCCACUGUUUCUUUUUCCUUUCUUUUUCCCUUUUUUUUCCCAUCUUCCUAUCUGUCAUGAUUCAUGGACAUAAAUUUUGGAGUCUUUGUAUCUUAUUCCAUAUGUGAGCGAUUGUUAGGAAAUUAUUAGUUAAGCUUUGAGGUAUCUUUCUUCAUGGAAAAACAAAAUCCAUAAUUUUUGGGCAUAUAAAAUAUUUUGUGCAUGCAGGUGAUUUCAAUAUUU